AUGAAUUUCAUCAGAAGAGUGGACCAGUUCAUCUCGAUCAGAGAUGAAUCUGAGAAUGAUCCAACUAAGCUUCGCGCAAACCAUGAUUUGAAGCCUACCCCACCAAAGGAGAGAACCUGGGAGAUGUACAACUAUUUUAUUGUCUGGUUCCAGAGUGUUUUAACGGUCACGGCAUGGAAUACUGGCCCAUCUCUUGUUCAAACUACAGGUCUCGAUUAUCGGCAAGUUAUAUAUGCAGGACUCAUAGCUAGUUUCUGGGCAGCACUUAUGGUGUCUCUCGCUGCCUGGCCCGGUGCUACUUACCAUAUUGGGUACCCUGUCCUGGCGAGAAGCGUUUUUGGGCCAAGACUCGCUAAAUUUUUUGUCCUUGUUCGUUUAUUCGUCGCUGCAAUGUGGUUCAGUGUUAACAGUUAUAACGGAGCCAUGUGUUUGGUUGUUUGCUUCCGUUGUGUUUUCGGCCACAGAUGGGUCAACCUUCCAAAUCAUUUGCCUGCCAGUGCUGAUAUCACUACGGCACAGAUGAUUUCGUUCCUGGUUUAUUGGAUUGGUCAGUUCUCCCUCAUGUUCUUGCAUCCUAGAAAGAUUCGGUGGUUUUUCUUGGUGAAAGGAUUAAUAAUGCCAUUUGCUUGCUUCGGGAUUUUUAUAUUCUGUAUGAUCAAAGGACAUGGUGCUAGUGGAUUUGACAUCGAUGUUACCUCAUACAACACUUCAAGAGGUAAUAAAUGGAUGUAUGUUUUCAAUUCUGUUGCAGGAGCGCUGUCACCUAUGAUUGUGAACCAACCUGAUAUCGCUCGUUAUGCUAAGAAGAAGUCCCAUGUUCUUAUACCCCAAGCAUUGGGACUUAUUAUCGCUCAGAUGUUGAUUCUUAUUUUAGGAAUGGCCUGCAACUCGGCUCUCAAAAAGGCUUAUGGUGAGUCUUACUGGAGUUUGUGGGAAAUGUUUGAUGCCAUUUUGGAUCGCGGUUGGUCGGCCAAAACUCGUUUUGCCAUUUUCUUGUGCGCCUUUGCAUUCACCUUGUCGGCUGCUGGUACCAAUGUGUUUGGAAACUCUAUCCCAUUUGCUGCAGACAUCUCAUUCCUUUUACCGAAGUACUUCACAAUUGUGAGAGGCCAGAUCUUCUUGGGACUGCUGACAUGGGCACUCGUUCCAUGGAAAACAGUCAACUCCGCUGAAACAUUGAUCAACUUCUUAGGAUCUUAUUCUAUUUUCCUUGGACCUGUUUUAGCAUGCAUACUCGUCGACUUCUACAUUUUCAGAAGAGGAAAUCUUCAUGUACCGUCACUUUACACUAAAAAACCAGGAUCCCUUUACUGGAACUGGCAUGGUUGCAAUGUAUGGGGUUUUUGUGCAUGGAUUAUCUCUCCUGUGAUUGCCAUUCCUGGCUUUGUCAGAUCGUACCACAUGAACAUCCUCAACCAAAGGUGGUCUGACAUUUUCAAUUGCGGCUGGCUUUAUACAUUUUUGAUUGCAUCUGGAGCCUACUUGCUUCUUGGAUAUUUCUUCAGACCAAAAAUCUAUCCAGAUGAGCAUGCUGAUGCCCCAACCACUUUCGAGUAUAUGGUCCCUACAAACGGAUUCUUUGAAGAUGAUGAACCAAUCAACGGGGUUGGCCACCCAUCAGUCAUGAGCUACACCUCGAAAGACGAGGAAGAAGUCAGCGUGGAGGACAUGAAGGCAGAGAAAGUAGUGUUGACGGAAAACCCAGUGGAGUAA
Ogataea philodendri is the source of this 1713-nucleotide messenger RNA. RefSeq lists its product as uncharacterized. The transcript has a single exon. Gene Ontology annotation, biological process: nucleobase transport; transmembrane transport. The record is from RefSeq and is a predicted model, not a curated record. Lineage: Eukaryota; Fungi; Ascomycota; Pichiomycetes; Pichiales; Pichiaceae. The coding region runs from base 1 to 1713 and encodes 570 amino acids. Gene Ontology annotation, molecular function: nucleobase transmembrane transporter activity. Gene Ontology annotation, cellular component: plasma membrane.